Messenger RNA from Cinara cedri, 13558 nucleotides. The record is from the annotation of a GenBank genome assembly. Lineage: Eukaryota; Metazoa; Arthropoda; Insecta; Hemiptera; Aphididae.
CUUGUUCUCGUUUAUGUCGCUCUCCGAUAUCAAUCCUCUCUUGGGAACUUUUUAUUUAGUUAUUGUUUAAGUAAACGUUUUUUUUUUUGUAUUGUAAUAUAUUAAAGUCUUGUUUCUCGUUAAAAACGAACAAAUUACGAAUUAUUAUUAUUUUUUUAUUAUUAUUUUUUUUUAUGUUAUAAAUUCGGUUUGUUUUGUUGUAUUGUUAUUUCAGUAUCGUUGACAUACGCGUUUAAAUUUUCUUCCGCAGCAGCAUUUGCUUCCGCAGCAUUUGCAUAAGUUAUCACUAUUCAGUUCGAUAAUAAUAUUAAUAACCGUCUUGUUAGGAUUUUGUUGUUUCUGUGUGAAUCAUCCAGUUACCAUCCGUUCGGGUUUAUUUUUUUUUUUGUUAAUUAUUAUUGUUCUCGUCUGAACCACAAAAAAAAAAACAACGCGAACGCGUUAUUCAUUCCAUUCAUACAUGUUGGAACCCGUUUAAAAACGGCAUUAGAAUAUUUAAUCGUUUUAUUAUUGUGAAGAUUUCACCAACAUGUCUGAAUCGGUAAACAAUAACGAACAGUCUGAUUCAACGUUGUUAAAUUUUAUCAAUUCUAAAAAAGGUAAGCGUAGAAAGAGUAUUUUGUUGUAAAUAUUGUAUUAUUAACUUAACAACCUACCCCGAACCUACUUUAAUUAAUUUAAUAAAAGUAUGCUAUUCAUAUUCAUAGAAAAUUAGAGCCCUUAAAAUAAUGAAUGCCUGUUUGUAAAUUAAUUUAAAUUUAUUAUUGAUGUUUUGGUAUUAGUUCUCCCUAUUAAAUGUUUUGUGUAAUAUUUUUCAUUAAUAUAUUAGUUUUAUGAAUUGUGGAAUAAAUGUACUUUCUGCAUGUUUUUUUUUUUUAAAUUACCUUUAUAAUUCUUUUAUUAUGUAUAUUUAUAUAUUUUAUAAUAUUAAAUUUUGCUGAAUCUACAUAAUAGCUUCUUGUAAGUUGAAUGUAAAUUAAUAUAUUUUCAACAUUCAAUUUUCAACUUUUAGGAAUUUUGACUACCUUGAUUUACUCAUUGACCAUAAUUUGCUAAUUUAUCGUAUAUCUAAUACAAGUAAUAAUUAAAUGAUAUCUUAUAUUUUAGCUGCUUUUAAUUCAUUAUUGUUCUCAUUAAAUGGAAUAAUGAAAUACUCAUUUUACCUAUUUAAUUAAAAAUAUUAAUCAGUACAUUUGAAUACCUGCAUAAUAUUGGAGAUUAAUUGUAGGUAUAUAUAUAUUUAUAAAAAAAUAAUAAUUAAUCUAGUGUAAAAUUAUAUCAGGAUUUCAAGGAAAAUUAUAUUUUUAUUAAUUUUUAGUAGGUAUAUUCAUUUUGAUCAGAAUUUAUAUAUCCGUUAAGGAAUUGAAUUAAUUGAAAAUGUACCUAUAGGUACUGAAAUCUACUGUGAAAUUGAUGUACCUAUUCAAAAAUGUUGACAUAAACAGAUUUUAAAUAAUAAACUAACCUUAUGAAGAAUAAUUUUAAUAUUUAAUAAUAGGCUAACCUAGUUUUAAAUAUUUCAAUGAAUCAAUGUGUUCAACAAUUUUAAAUGACAUUUUAUGAAUUUAUUUACAUGGAGGUUCCUAAUAUAUUGUUUAUUGAUAAAACUUUUACUUAAACACAGUUGAAUAAUACAGAUAAAUUUAAGAAUGUUUUUAAAUUAAUUUUAUUAUUUUCCUUUCAUUAUAUUCUGUAAAAUUGACACUGAAGUGGGUGUAAGUCACCCAUUAAAUGGGUGUUACCCAUUUAAAUAGUUAAACAAGGGCCAAUUAUUCAUAUUACUUAUAGAUUCCUAUAUUGUAUUCUAUUGAUCAAUAUUUAUUUAUUAUUAGAUAUUUAAUUAUAAUAUUGCUAUAAUUUCUACAAAAAUUUAUUUGAUAAAUUAAUUUAUUUGAUAAAAAUGUUUAAUUUUGAUUAUUUAAACAUGUGUAAUAUUAAUAGAAAUCUAGCUGAUUUUAACAACCAUUUUUGUUAUCUAUUUCAAAAUAUGUAUUAUUGUUUUGUAAUGUUCUAUAGUAUCAAAAUAAUCAUUUUCUAUUUAUUAUUUAAAUAACAUAGAUUUGUGAUCUAUAUAUAAUACCUAAGUAUCUACGUAUUAUAAUACAAUUUAAACUGACUAAUACUUUUUUUAUUUUAACUCCUAAAUUGUAAGAUAAAAAAAUGUUAGAAUGAUGAAAGGGGGUUGUAUAGUAGGGACUUCAUUUAUAUAUUUUAAUUAAAUUAAAUUAAUAUUAUUUUGUGUUCAUGAAACUAAAAAAAACUCUUAACUUAACGAGAAUAUCACACCAUAAGUAAUUUAACUGUAAAAACUGUUUUGUGGGGCCUAUUAUUUAUAGUAUAAUUAUCAAAAGUUCAAAAACGUUAAGAAAAACUUUAUCUGUAUCUACUGAUCACUCCUCUGUUUUGUCCUAUAAAUAGGACCUGAAAAAAGUGAUACUGUACAAAAUGGGUUUUCCGUAGUUAUUUUAGUUUAUUUCAUGAUUAUGCAGUAAAUAGUUAUACUUCUGGCAAAGACACUGUUGGUAGAUUUAUUUAAAAGUGAAUUAUAAUAUUUUUGAGUUAAUAUACUAUUAUUUUUUAAAUACUUCUAGUAAAUUAUAGUAAAUAUCAAUCAAAUUUUAGAUUUUGAGUAGAGAAAGGCAGAUUAGUUUUUAAUUUUUUAUUAAUAAUUAUAAUGUUUUAUUGUAGGUGCUAUAAUAAUAUUUCAUUCUUCAUGAACAUGCACAAUAUAUAAUUUAAUCAAAGUGUACUAAAUUAAUACAAAUAAUAUUAGAAACUUAUAGUUUCAACGGUUGGCAUAUUGUUAAAUUCUAUUAUUACUAAAUUUACAUAAUAAUUUGUAUAUAUUUUUACUAUAAAUGCUUUAUUAUAAUAUUGUUAUGAUUAGUUGGACAAAAACUAGAAGUUAAAUAUAAUUAAAAUAAUUCUACAUUUUGUUUUAUAUUCAUACUAAACUUGGUAAUUAUUACGUAUAAUAAUAUAAUUACAGAUAUUAAAUACAAUGUAAAAUAGUUAUUAUUCAAUACAAGUUCAUUGAUCGAAUUAUAGUAAUAUAAAUUACAUUUUAAAUUAUAAUUUAUUUUUAGCAAAUAUAUAGUUGGGUGCAAUAGUAAAGUUAGUACACAGGUAUAUAUAACAGUAAAUAAAGGUUGGUUUUUUUGAAUAUAUAUUUUCAAGAUUUUAUUUUAUUUUACUUAAAUAAGUGGAUCCAAAGCAGUGAAUUUCCAUUUUAGUCCAUAAUAAUAUUAUACAAUAUGAGCAUAUGACUGGCUAUUUUAUAGAAUUCAUUUGAUUUGUAAUAAGAUAACAAUGUCAUAAUAUUUAUAAUGCUAAUAUAACAUGGGGGAAAUCAACCACUUGCUAUUUAUUAAUAGAAAAUCAUUUUAAGAAAUUUCAACUUGCUUUUAUCAACGAGAAUAAUUCAUUAUUCAGUCAACUUUUAGUCUUGUUUUUCUAUGGUUGUACCAUAUUUUUUUUUUUUAUGCUUAUUGUUCAUAUUUAAUGUUUUAAUUUUACAAUAUAUAUGUAUACAUUAUUUUAAUUUGUGAUUGUGUAGUAUUAAGUCAUUUAAAAAAAAACUUAAAUCAUGAAUAGCAGAGUUAAUAAAAAUCGCAAGCGGUACUCUAGUAUUCAAGGUCCUAUAUUAAAAAAAGUUUUAAAAACCUCGUCUCAUUUUAAAGAAAAUAUUCCUGAAGAACAAUUAAAUAAUUAUAGUGUAAAUAUGAAAGGUCUUAAAAAAUGUUUAGGUGUGUAUUUAUUCAUAUUUUAUUUAUAAUAGAAGGAUACUUGGAUUGAAAUUGAAAAUUUUUAAUAUUUUAAAAAUAAUUAAUUUUAUUAUUAUUAAAUUGUAAAAUAUUCAAAUGUAAUUUAUAGGCAUAUCAACAAGUGAAAUGGAAAAUGGAGCAUCUAUUGAAGAAAAAGUUAAAGUAGUGAGAUUUAAACAGUCGAUACAAAGAUAUCCCAAAGAAGAAUUGUUGGAGUUACAAAAUUUAGGGAUUUCCAAAGUGCGUCCAAAAUUUUUAGACAAUUUCCCCGACCUGGAUUUAGAACUUGCUGGUAAAACUCGAAAGUAAGUUUUCAGUAGUUAGAUAAUUAACUUUAUACUUAUAUAUAAAAUUGUACCUAUGUAUAAAAGUGUAAACAUUUUAUUUUGUUUUAUAAAACAUUAAAAAUUACAUUAAUUAAUUUUAGUGUAAUUUUAAAUUCAUAUGAAAUAAUAAACUUUUUUAUAGAGGAAGUAGACCUGUAGCUGGCGGUAAAUCAGCUGUUAAUACCAAGACAGUGGCAUUUGAUUUACCACCAUGGCCCAACCAACCAACAGAAAAUGGCGAAAUCAAAAUUGAAGUAAGUUUUUGUAGUACCUAUUUAAUAAAGUAUAUUGUUUAAAGCAGUUUUAUUAUAACAUAAUAGUCUAUUUUUAAAAUUGAGUCUAUCUUUAUUUUAUUAAUUCAAUAUUUUUUUUUUGCGUUUCCUUUCCUUUAUAUCAUGCAUUGAACAAUAAAAGAAAACUUAACACAAACAACUAUUAGUUUGAUAUACUAUAUAUUUAUAUUAAAUACAUUCUACACUUGUAUUCCAUAUUAAUACACUAAGUAUUAUAUACAAUUAUAUUUUCAGUACAAAAAUAAAGAUUUAUAAUUAAUCAAAUUGGUUUUAUAUUUGUUAUUAUUAUAUGUAUACAAAUAGGCUGAAAUUUUAAGUAAAUAGUUAAGUUGUUUUAAGCGCUGGCUAUCAAUUUAAAUUUAUAAUAUAAUUUCAACUUAUGUAUCUAAAUUUAAAUCAACGUAAAUUAUUUUGUCACUAGAUUUACCUUAUUAUUAUUUUUUUUUUCUAGUAUUAAAUCUUUUAUUGUUUAUUUUCUAGUAUUUAUUUAAGUGUUGUUCUUUUAAUAAUUUUUCUAAUGCAUCUAAUUUAUUAUUUAUAACUAUUAUGAAUUAUAAUUUGUUGUUACUCUAAACUCUGUAUGACUGAAAUAGUUCCAAAUAUUAAAUUAUAACUGAAUACAUUUUAAAUUAUUAUUCAAUAUUUGGUUUAAUUUGGCAAUAUUUUAACCUAAUAUUAUAAUCUUAAGUAUAUAAAGUGUUUUACUAUGAAUAAUACCUUACUAAUUGAUGUAUUGAUAACAUGGAAACAAUAAGUUACUGAUGUUAAACAAUACUUGUACAAUUGUUUAAUUAUGUGUUAAUGUAAAUUAGAAAAAACCACAGGAUGCAAAAGAUCGCUUGAAAAAAGAUCAAGAUAUAGUUUUGAGUCCUCAAAGACGUAGUUUCAAUUCUGGUUGUUUUGUAACUAUGAAUGCUUCUAGUGGCCCUAAACGUUCAAAUAGUCCUUUAAAUACAUCAGCGGCUAAACCGUAUGUUGAAAGGUGAGAUGCAUUUUAAUGUUUGUAAUGUCUUAUUACAAAAUAUAUGUUUAGGGAUCCUGUUAGAGAACCUCGACGAGUUGGCAGUGGUCGGUUAAUGAGUCGAGAUUCUUGGGAGACUGGUUAUCGUCAAUCAGAAAAUGGAAUUGCAAAUAAUUAUAAUUUUGGUAAAGGAGGCUUUCGAGAAUCUUCGUCUCAUAACUCAAUGUUUGUAUUUUUAAUUUGUAUUUUAUUUUAUUAUUUUUUGCUUUUAUUUAUUUUUAAAAUUUUUAGAGAACCUCGUAGAAAAGAUUUUGAGUUUGACAGAGGAGAAUCAGAUCGCCAUAGAAAUUAUGAUCGUUUUAAGGGCUCUGGAAAUUUUGAUAGACGUCGAAAUGAUUCUUAUCGAACACAAGAGGAACCAGAGUGGAUGACUGGUAAGUUUUUUGUUCAUAUUUUAACAUUCUAUUAUAUUGUCAACUAAACAAAUAGUAUAUUAGCAUAUAAUUAUCCCUGUGGGAAUCAGAUACUUCCUUGGUACCACUACCUGUUAUAAGAAAAGAUAAAUAAGGUUGCUUCAGGUUGAUUGCCAAUGUAAAAAUCAUUGUAAGUAGUUUGAAUAGUGAAUUCUAUAAAAAUGUGGUGAGCUCGACUAUGUUUUAUAGUUUGGAAAUUUAAAUAGAUAGAAAAAUAGAAUAGAGAAUGAGUGUAUCAGAGAUGGGAAUAAUGUUUAGGUGAAUGAAUGAGGGCACGAGAGAAAAUAUGAUAAGUAAAGCGUAAAUAAGAGGUUGCAUAUGCAUAGUUUUAAUAAUACAAAAUCAAGAGAAAAUAUACUGGUAUGGUUAUUUGAGUAUGUUAUGAGAAAAAAGGAAGUAGAAGGCCAAAAAAGUAGUGGUUAGAUGUGAUAUGAGUACGCUCAAAGAUAGACAUUAUGUAAGAGAUGGGAGAUUGGUCAAGUGAAAAUUUGGGAUGAGAGUGGCUAACCCUAAAUUACUGAAAUGAAAGUAAAAGAGAAGAAGAUAGAGUAUAUAAUAUAAUGUAUAAUUUUGUUUUAAUGUUCAGUAUGACACAAAUCUAACUUCUUUUGUUAUCAAUCAUUAAUAAAUAGAUGGUCCAACUUCACAACAUGAUACUAUUGAGUUACGAGGUUUUGAAGAACCCCCCACUGACAAAACAAAGAAGAAAAAAACUAAACCUGGUAAAUUAAUCAUUUUAGUUUUAGUGAUAAAAAUAUUAAUAAAAUAUUUUAAAUCUAUUUAAUAAAAACAUAAUUAAUAUUUAGCUGCUCGUACAAAAAAAAACCCAUCUGACUCUACAUCUACAGAAUCAGCAGCUGCUGUUAAGGGAACAAAUGAAAAUAAAUCCAAGAAAACUAAAAAAGACAAGGAUGAGGAUAAGGAUAAAAAGAAAAAGCCAACAGCUGACAAACCCAAUGUAAGUUUUUUUUUUUUAAAUUUCUGGGCAAAGCAAGGGAUGUAUUAGUUUUAUUAUGUAUUUUAUUUUUGUUUGUAUACAAUUUUUCUACUAAAGAUCUUAUUCCAAUAAAAAACUUGUAGACAUUUUUAGUAUUUUUAGUCAAGUUAGCACUUUGGGGAGGUUAAUUGUUCUUGAUAGUUUUCUUAGAAAUAAUUUUCAAUAAAUUUGAAAAACUGACAUUUUUAUUGAUUUUUGGGUUUUUUUUUUUGGCAACAAGGGAGAUAAAAACUAUUAAAUAAUAUUCUGUACUCCGAAUCCUUUUUGUUAGCAAUGAUUUAUAGUUUUGUACAGAUAUAAAUUUAAUUACUCUAGAUGUCUGUUCUUUUAACUUUUCUCCUAAACAAGGGCACAUCCAUCAGCAGCAUUAAAUUAUAAAUUAUUAACAUUUCAAUUAUAUUUAUUCAAAUUAUAAAUAGAAUGAUUCAGAAGACCAAACUAAGAAAAAUUCUGAAUCAAUAAGUGGAAAUGAAUUCAUUCAGGCAUAUGAUGCUGAGCAUAAAACAAAUGACACCGUGUUCAAUGAUUUCAAUAUUGACGACUUCUUAAAACCAGAUUAUUUGCCUGAUAUAAUAGAAGGAGAUACUGAUGCAGCUGGUUCACGUUUUCGUCAAUGGUUUACUACACAUGAUAGUAGUCGUGCGUCUUCAUCAGCUUCUACUGAAUUAUUGAAUUCUGGAAUAAACAGUAUGAUCAUUUUGUACAAUUAAAGUUAAUUGAAUGAAUUAAAAUUAAUAUUUAUGUUUGUAGAAGGAGUAACAGAUACUAUAGAAGAAGAUCCUAGACAGUUAUCAUCAAUACUUAUGGGAAUAGUUAAAAACAAUAGCCUAAAUGAAUCAAAAAGUAUAACAAAUGCAUAUGACUCUAUCACUAUGAGUGAAAAUAAUAAACUUCCCCCGGCUAUUAUGGAUGUUAUCAAAGCAAGUGCACCUCAGUUGCCCGAUCCUAAAGCUGCCAUACGUGAUUUGGGUAAUUUUCAUUAAGUAUAAAGUAGAUAUAUUUAAAUGGUUAUUGUUAAUACAUUUUUUUAAAUAGAAGUAAAUGGUAAGGUUCAAAGUCUUGAAGAAAUUGAAUCUAGAUUACGCAUGUCUAGUAGACAACAAAAUGGUUAUUCACCACCACACAGUAAUAUUCAAUUCCAUGAUGAAAUGAAAUUUAAAAAACUACCAAAUAUGAAGGCAAGUCACUACAAAUGUAGUGUAGAUGAAAAAUAAAAUUCUAAUUUAUUGUUAUUUUUUAAUAUAUUUAUAUAAUAUAUUACAUUUUUAAAAUUAAUUUAAUAAUUAUUUUAUUUUCAUAUUUAGAUGUCCCAACAUGAACAUGAAAACUCUAGUAAUGAUGGACACCUAAUGAACAGCUCUGAAAACUAUUCCAUAUUACAGGUAUUAUAUCUUCUUAUAACUUUUGAAACAGUUAUCAUUUAACAGUAAAUUAAAUAAAAAAUUGGAAGUCCAUAAUGGCUUAAUUUGAUUUUGUCUUUGUCUAAAGUUCCAUUUGGUGUAUCACAAUAGUCUCAACCUUAUUUUAUUUGUCAAUUCUGUUAGUUAAUAAUUAAAGCAAAAUGUUUUCUUUUUGUCGAUGAAAUAAAAAUAUAUAUGAAAUUGAUACUCCUAAUAGCUAUCAUAUACUCCAAGUUUAAUAUCUUCACUUUAUGGGUGUGUACUCCAUUCGCCAUAGACUACAACUUGCCAGUGCAUAAUGAUUUUAUCCUACCUUGAAGUUUGACAACCAUAUAUGUCUAAUAAUUAGCAGAGCUCUUAAAGUCCUUGGCUUUAUCAGACCGUAGCAUGAAGAUAUUCAGCUCCUAAGUCAAACUAUCUACUUUUUAUUUUGUGUUUAUUCGCUCAAUUCUUUAAUAUAAUGUAAUAGUUUGACAUCCUUUUCUUGCUAAGGACCAAUUAAUUCUUGGGCAGGUACAUAAUUGAUUUCUCUCUCAAUCAGCCUGUGUACUUAAAAUUGAGUGCAUUGACUAUGAUUACACAAAACGUUAAAUACUCUCACUUUCGUCACUUUAUUGCAUAGCUGACUUGUGAUUUCUUUCAUCUCAUUUUAAUGACUCCAUGACGCUCCUGAUCUCCUAUCAUUUACUAUCAUGUACCUACAUAUUUCUCCAGAAGUCUAAACAAUACCAUCCUUCCUUUCCUGUUUCAUCUCAUUCUAUUUGCUAUGAUCAUAAGAAUCAAAUUCAUAGAAUACUAAUUAAUGAUACCUGAUUUCUCAACAGUGUUAAUAUAAAAUAGUAUCAAACUUGGUACUUUUAUAUGAUUUAACUACUAUAUUAUAUGUAAUUACUCUGUCAUGAGUUAAUAUAUAAAAUUAAAUAAAUAUUACAGAUGUUAAAUAAUGCUCAUGGUCCACAAAACUAUAUAGCUAAUCAACAAGGACAAAAUCAUAAUAUUGGUAUGUAUUUUUACUUUGAAAGUGAUUCAAAUUAUAUGUUAAAUCAGUUAAAUACCCUAACAUUUUUUUUUUUUUUUUGCAAAAUAUGAGUUAUAUUUUUAUUGUUAUUAUAGGUCCGUAUGGUCAACAACAAACUUCAAAUGUUUCAAACAAUUACCGCCAUCAACCACCUAAUAUGCAGGUUCCUAAUGAUAUUGUUAUGAAAUUAAUGGAAGCACAACAGGUAUAUUAUUAUGUAGAUUUAUAUUUAUUUUAAAUUUGUGCUAAUAAUAAAAGUAUAAAAAAAUACUACGGUGAUCUAUUGAAAUACACGUUUACUUUGUUUAUUAUGAUGCAGAUUUGGUGUCAUUAAGGGUUAAAACGAAUUGUUUUAAAACUGUUGUGAUACCAGUGAAUAUGUAAUAAAUAUACGUAAUAAAAUACAAAUAAAAUUGUUAGAGUAAAUGUGUUAUGCGAGUAGAUUUUAUAAGGUAUAGAAAUUAAUAUAUAAAAGGUCGUAAAGAAGUAUAGCUUGAAGAAUUAAGAGUAUGUACAUGUUGAGGAAAGAAGAAAUGAUGGGAUAGUUAAAAAGGUAAGCUGGUUAAAUUUUGGAUGUGAAACCAAUGAAAAGAUGAACUAAGAAAAGUGACUAUAGAAAAUAAUGAUUUUAGUAUUGGACUACCAAUUUGAAAAACCAUACUUUAAUAAUAACUUAAACUGUUCAAAUUAAUUUUCAUAUGUGAUUUUUCAUUAGUAAUGUAUUAUUAUAAAUUAUUAUUUAUUUAUAAUAAUACAAUACAGGUAUGUGUAACCAAAAAUAAUCCCCUGUUAAUAUUCUUAGACAUCAUUUAUAUACUUCCAUAAUAAAAACAUUUUAAUAUAGAUACAAAAGCAACACGAAAAUAUGGUUGCAAAAGCUAUGGCUGUUCAACAACAACAAUCCAAACAACAGAAUCCUUACAAACUUCCCAUUGAAUUGCAAAAUAUGGUGAACUACUAUACGCCUACUAAAGAUAUAUUGCAAAGUCGUGAAGCACAAGAAAUGCUUAUGGGUAUGAAUAGCUAAAGGCUUCUUAAGUAUAAAAUUUAGGUUGCAGAAAUAGACCUGUUAUAUCUAUUUUUUUUUUUAAAAACAUCCUAUUGGUGCUUAAUAUAGUAUAUUAAUUUAUGAAGUUUUUUUUAAUUUCAGAAAACUUAAUAAUCAUACUAUAUUACAUUUAUAAAGUUGGUGUAUUCAAAUAUUCAUUUUAUAGAAAUAUAAAAGGUUUGGGUCCUACUCUAGAUAUAAGAUUCCUAGCCAACCCUUUUAUAAUUUAGUCUUAAUAUGACUACUGGGUCAAUGUAUUUUGUUUAAAUAUUAAAUUACUGUUACCAUAUCUCUUUAAUUUAGGAAUUAAACGUGGUGAAAUAUUGUUACAUCAUUUGGUAGAACAAUGGAAAAAAACUAGUCCAAACCAAUCUCGUUAUCGUGAAACUCUUAUUUGCCUCAUGAAAGUUUUAACACAUUCAAACAGUAUGUUUUAAAUAAACAUUUCAUUCAACUGUUUUUAUGAUCAUUUGGUUUUUAUUUUGAUUGGAAUUGUUUUCUGUAGAUGCCCAAAGAAUGAUCAAUCAACAGGACUUAGUAUAUCAACAACAAGCAGCAUUAUACCAAAGCCAAAUGUUAAAAAGACAAUUGCUCGAUCAAACUCAUAAAAGGAUGGAAAAUGUAAAAACAAAACAUUUUAAAAUUAUUUAAAAUACAUUUUUAAUUAUUUUUUGUUGUUAGGUUCAUAAUUCAUCAUAUGGCAGUGAAGGUCCAAUGGACUUGGGUUCAUCUCAGUCUCAGUCUCAGCCGAGAAUUGGCCUCACACCAACAUCGGUGUUGCGUAAAAUGACUUCAGCCUCAGAACCUUUGGUGGACAAACACCAUAUACCUGACGAAAGAGUCGGUAAGUAGACAUAAUAUUACUUGUAUGAUAGAUAUUAGAUUGUUUAUUAAAUCAAUUUAUUAAGUGUAAUGCAAAUUAUCUAUUUCUGUAGCUACUCAACAUGCUCUACAACAUCAAAUUAACACAUUGCAACAGCAAAUCCAACAACAACAGUUUAUGCAGCAACAACAGCAGCAGCAGCAGCAACAGCAACAGCAGCAGCAGCAGCAGCACCAGCAACAACAACAUCAACAACAGCUACAGCUACAACAGCAACAGCAGCAACAACAGCAGCAACAACAGCAGCAACAGCAACAACAUCAGCAGCAACUUCUGCAUAGACCUGUUAGUUCAACUAUUCAGCAAAUAUUGAGUGGUAAUUAUCCUAGGUACCAUGGAGCUCAACAACCACAACAACAACAACAGCAUCAUCAUCAUCAACAUCACCAACAACAACAGCCUAAUAUGAACGGGCGCAGUGAGUUUUAUCUCUGAUAAUUCUUAGUCAAUAUAAAUUUAAGUAUUUUUCUUGUAAUAAUCAAAUGUAUCUAAAUUUCAUAUGCAUUUUUUUAUUGCAUAUUGAAAUUCAAAAAAACAUUAAUUUGAUUAAUUUUAAAUUUAUAUAUAUUUAUUAGACCAUCAAUUGUUCAAUUAUGAUAAUUAUCAUUAAUACAUUGAUUAUUAUAAAGGUAUGAUCUAUGGUUCUGGUGAUAAGAAUCGUAUGAGUCGUGUACAGUCUCCUGUCAGUAACCAGCUUGCUCGUUGGUUUUCUCCAGAACUCUUGGCACAAGCUCGUGCUGGCCGUUUGCCAAACAUGCCAGCUAUGUCUCAGAAUAUUAACAUGCUCAGUGUUGAGGACAUAGAAAAAUUCCAGGUUGGUGGUCGCUCUUAAUGGUAAAAGAAAUGGUGCGACUGCUACAUUUGUGUAAAAAUUAAAAACAAAAAUUGUUAUACCUUAAAAAUAUAUAUGUAUAUGUAGGCCCCUUGUCCAAGUCUUAUUAAUUUCUUUCUUUUCCUUUUUUGAUUUAAAUAAUUGAGGUUCUCAGUUUAAUUUAAACUAUAUAUUAUAUUUCUACUGACCUCUAAAUAUUUCUUCUGUGAGCAAAUCAGAAACUUUUUUUUCUUUUCAUUUUGCAUGUUUAAACAAAAAGUUAACUAUAAUUUUUUUGAUUUUAAUCUAAUGAACAUGAAACAUUAUAAUUAUUUUAUAUUAAAUUUUAAUUUCUUUAAAAUGUUGAACCUCUGUGUACAAAUAUUCAUUAUUAUAUCUUAGAAAACUUGUAUAUAUUAAGUACAAAGAAAUAUUUUCUUUUGUACCAUUUGUCUGUGAUGUUAGAAGUUGUAUAUGAAAUUGUAAGUUUAAUAAUUCUUUGUAUUACUAGAGUUAAAAAAAACCUAUAUUUAAGAGCCAUUAAUGGCUGAUAUAAAUAAAGAAAUAAAAUCUUGUAAUUGUAUAUAUAUAUAUGUAUAUCAUAUUUUACAGAUAUAUAUAUAUAUAAUUUAUAGUUUUGACAAACUUAUUUUCAUUAUGUUUUCUAAUUGCCUGAUGAAUUCAGAAAUAUUUUCUUUUCGUCACACAUGUAAACAUAAUUUAUUUAUAAUAUAUGUAUAUAUAUUAUACACAAUAUGCAUAUUAUAUUAAACAAAAUGUUAUUAUUUUUGUAUUUUAAUUAAUUCAAUACAAUAACAUACACAUUUAAUUAACUAUACACAAUAUAAGAACAGAAAAUCAACAAUCUAAUUUUCAUUAAUAUAAGAAGUCAAUUUAGUAUUGGAUAUGUAGUAGUUAUACCUAAUACUUCAUAACAAUUGAUAAAUUUCCAACAAUUGUUUAACUUUAUUAUUUCAUUAAAAAAAAAAAAAACAAAUAGAUAAAAUAAAGUAGCAUUUGUAAGUGCAUAAAACAUAGUCCAACUCGUGGGGUAACCAUCAAUUCAUUUUAUAGUUAUAGCCUACACCUUAAAAUCAAAUCAUUCUUACAUUAUGUAUAAAGAUUUCUUUCUACUACUCAUUUGGCUAACUUAUUCAUAUACAUUUGGUAAAAUUAUAAUAGUACAAAAAUUAUAAAUUGCUGGGGGGUUCAUUCAAUGAACCACUAAAUCAAAUUAAGUUAAUUAUUCUAAAAAAUUCAAACAUCAAUAUAUAUAUAUAUAUACAUAUAUUGAUUUAACAAGUAUACUUCCACCUAUAAUAAGUUAUAGCUUAGUUCGAUGGUGCUGGCUGUAAAGUGAUGUUGACACGUUUUUGAUCGUCCACAAUUGCUUGUUUACAAGUAGUGCUAGACGAAAGGUUAGUAGUUCUCAUAGCGCCAAGCGCAAAACAUGGUUCACACACUCUUACAGGUUCAUAUAAUUGUUCAGCUGGUAAUGGAACCAAAUUUCUUGAACAAUCUGCGCAGAAUAUUUUUCCGCAGCUUCUAAUAAAAAAUAAAAAAAAUACAUAUUUAUUAUCAUUU